AGGCACGUCUGGGACUGCUACACCUAGAAGCACUGCUUCAACGCAACUCCCACUGCGAAUGAGAUCGGGCUCUGCUGGGGGCUGUAAAUAAGGUCACGUGAUGCUAAAUGCGACGCUCGGUUCCCCGGCAUAACUGGCCACUGCCAGGCGUCAGCCAGCGCACCACAAACCUGCGCCAUGUCACGAGAGCUCCACAGAGCUUCGUGGCUGAAGCACCGCCUAUUUCUUAAGAAACACAAGUAACCAGGCACGGCCACUAGGAUGAUGCAACAGGACCCGACCUAUACAGAGCUGUGCAGUUCUGUGACCCUGCAGUCCAAGGAGGAGGGCUUCUUCCUCGACUUCGCUCACCAAGUGACCGACACUGUGGGCCCAGAAUGGAUUGCCAAAAAGUUCGCGGGGCUCAAGACGGACGAAGAGCGGCUGAAAACUUGUCACGAACUGGGUGACUGCGUGCAUGGCGUUUUGCAGAACGUGCAGGAGCUCUACCGCAGAAAGAACGCGCCAUUAUCCUUUCAGAAGAGGCAGGACGCGGAACGGUACCUGGAGGCGGGUAAACCCAGGGAAGCGCUGGUGCUAUGUAACCACGCCAUAAUGCGCGCGCCACCCACAGGGGCAGAUCCGGGAGUGGACGGAGGUCUGAGCCUUGCCCUGGGUAUGGCGACGCGCUCCGAGUGCCUCUUGCAGCUGGAAGAGAACGAGGCAUGUCUCUCUGACAUUCAACUCGCCAUUCGAGAGGGCUUCCCCCCUCACCGCAGAUAUGAACUGUACUGGCGAAUGGGGCGAUGCUACCGAGGGCUGGGUCAGAUCCCAAAAGCCCGGGUGUCCCUACAACUGGCACUAACGCUCCUGGAAGAAAACAAGGAUCAGCUCGGACCACUGGAGACGAUUGCUUCGUCUGUACGGCUGCAGAAUGAAGUUUCGCAGCUGGAGAUGGAGCAGGCACCCCUGCAACUGGAGGAACCACCCUCAAAAGGACCCACUGUACCCAGUGUUAGGCAUGGGAAGAACCCCAACAUGCCUGCUGCAUCUCGCCUAGUGACAAUUGCCUGCAGCCCCGAGCAGGGACGGUACGCUGUAGCCGCAGGUCGCAUUGUCACUGGGGACACAGUUGUGGUGGAACCGCCAUAUGCAGCCUGCCUCUUGCCAGACAUGUUCGGAACACACUGCCAUAACUGCUUUGUCAGGUUACUGGCACCAGUGGGCUGUCCAGAGUGCAGUGGUGUGGCUUUCUGUAGUGUGAGAUGCAGGGAUCAGGCUACUAGCUCUUACCACUGCUAUGAGUGUCACUACAUGGAUCUUCUGGUGGGCUCUGGCAUGAGCAUUCUGUGCCAUCUUGCACUUAGGAUGGUAACACAGUCUGGACUACAGCACUUCUUGGACAUCAAGGAUACCCUGCAUGAGUCCUUUUCACAACCCAACAUACACCCAGGAAGCUAUGGAAGUGUGUACAACCUGGUGACCCAUGCAGACAAUCGUCCAGCACAGGACUUCCUGCACAGGACCUUAAUGGCCCUGUUUCUGUUGCGUUGUCUGCAGGAAGCACAUUUUUUUCCAGCCAGGACAGACAACAUAGAAUCACUGGGGCCUGAUGAGCUCUUCAUUGGUUCUCUACUUCUUCGUCAUCUGCAACUACUCCAGUUCAAUGCACAUGAGAUUUUUGAAACAUGCAUGGAGGCUCCAAAUAAAUUCCGAGGAUCCAAAAUCCUUUUUAUGGGUGUUGGAAUAUAUCCUACAGUUGCUAUGUUCAACCAUGACUGUCAUCCUGCACUUGCAAGGUAUUUCGUGGGCAAGAAUAUUGUACUGCAAGCGCUACGUCCAUUGGAAACUGGAGAGUGUGUGUCAGAAAACUAUGGACCAACCUUCACAAAGCGACCCUUGGCCUUCCGGCAGAAAACACUUGCUUCUCGUUACUGGUUCAAAUGCAGUUGUCAAGCAUGUACUGAAGACUGGCCAACCUAUGAUACCUUGAGCAGUGACAACUUCAGGCUGAGGUGUUCCACAAAGGGCUGCAAACAGCUAUGCAGGAAGGAGCAUCACAGAUGCCCUAAGUGCAAGAAGCAGGUUUCUCUGCAGGAUGGAGUAGUAAAAGAGUUGACAGAAAGGUUCUCCGAAGGGAUGGAAGCCAUGGAAGCUGGUGACGUGGACAGGGCAGUGCAACUGUUCUGCUCAUAUCUGGAUACCAUGUACUGUGUAGGAGCACCACCGUGCCGGGACAUGAGUCGGUGUCAGGAUGCUUUGCGGAUGUGCCUCUCAAACAGCGGGAACACGUGGACGGUCAGGAAGUGAUGAUGUACGAAGGGCAAGUUAAUCAAUCUGCAAGUUCAACACCAAACUAUAAAGACUGCAGUCAUUUGUCACAAGCAGUUUUAAAGUGAUGAUAAUAAAUUGUUCAAAACACUCUUAGUAACAGCAUGGAAUUAUAUAAAGAACAUAAUUAUUUGUUCAAAUAAAAUAUUAUAUUCGCCACCAUA
Cryptotermes secundus is the source of this 2474-nucleotide messenger RNA. Its product is annotated as SET and MYND domain-containing protein 4. The record is from RefSeq and is a predicted model, not a curated record. NCBI's taxonomy places the organism in Eukaryota, Metazoa, Arthropoda, Insecta, Blattodea, Kalotermitidae. Gene Ontology annotation, molecular function: protein binding. The coding region runs from base 262 to 2289 and encodes 675 amino acids. The transcript has 10 exons.